This is a messenger RNA of Leptidea sinapis, 2533 nucleotides long. RefSeq names its product elongation of very long chain fatty acids protein 1 (gene sit). Gene Ontology annotation, cellular component: endoplasmic reticulum membrane. Lineage: Eukaryota; Metazoa; Arthropoda; Insecta; Lepidoptera; Pieridae. The transcript has 6 exons. The record is from RefSeq and is a predicted model, not a curated record. Gene Ontology annotation, molecular function: fatty acid elongase activity. Gene Ontology annotation, biological process: very long-chain fatty acid biosynthetic process; fatty acid elongation, polyunsaturated fatty acid; fatty acid elongation, saturated fatty acid. Bases 257 to 1171 code for a protein of 304 amino acids.
UCUUGGGAGGAGUGGUUGUGUACAUUUAGUUUAUUUUAGUUUGUUUUCAAAAUAAAAUAAUUUAAAUAACGUAUUGUUGAAAAUUGUGUAAAACACAGACGUUGUUGUAGUGUACUAUUAUUUGAAUGUUGUGUUAUUUAAGCCUACAUUUAAGAAAAUAUUCUCAAGGAGCCUAGUCGACAUUAGAAUGCGAGGCAGCAUCUAAUAACGAGAGGAAGUUUCUACAGACACAAUUAUAUGCAGUUCCGGCCACAAGAUGGCGUUAUCAAACAGCUCCUUUGCCAAAACCUACAAUCAUCUUUUUGUAGAAUUAGCUGAUCCACGAACAAAUGACUGGUUCAUGAUCCGGAGUCCAAUACCUGGCCUCACAAUACUAAGUCUCUACUUAUAUUUCUCUUUGAAAUGGGGUCCACGGUUCAUGGCAGACAAGAAACCCUUGCAGCUUCAGAAAACAUUAGUCGUAUACAACUUCAUACAAGUUUUAGUCAGUAUCUGGAUAUUUUACGAGGGUCUCGACGCGGGAUGGCUGAGAAAAUACAGUUGGAAAUGUCAACCAGUUGACUUUUCGGACUCGCCAGAAGCAAUGCGAGUAGCAAGGGGCGUAUACAUAUACUUUCUUGCAAAAAUGACGGAACUUCUCGACACAAUAUUCUUUGUUGUUCGGAAAAAAGACCGGCAGAUAACCUUCUUACAUUUGUAUCACCACACAGUAAUGCCAAUGAUAUCCUGGGGCGUAACCAAAUACUACCCAGGUGGUCACGGGACCUUGAUAGGUGUGAUCAACUCCUUCGUGCAUAUCAUCAUGUAUACUUACUAUAUGUUGGCUGCCCUGGGUCCUAAAUAUCAGCGGUAUUUGUUCUGGAAACGGCAUAUUACGACGUUGCAAAUGCUCCAAUUCUGUAUCGCGUUCCUGCACUCCUUCCAACUGCUCUUCUACGAAUGCGGCUAUCCUCGCUGGAGUGUUGUCUUCACUCUGCCCAACUCCAUCUUCUUCUACUACCUCUUCUACGACUUCUACUAUAAGGCGUACGGAAAACCCGCCAGUAAGGAACCGACAACGAACGGCGUGACAAAAGAUAUCAAUGCCAACAGAGUUGACAUCAAGAAGCCAAAUGGCUAUUAUGCGAAUGGUCAUCAAAAUGGCUUACACACGGACAAAAAAGUCAACUAAAUUGGUAUACUGUGUAUACGUCUUGUAAAUAGUUAGUUAGUGCCUGUAUAUGAUAGUUGUUAUAUGUACAUUUCUUCUGGGGAUUAGUCUAGAGAAUAAUGUACGGGAUGGAAUGCUACAGAAGCGUUACAGACAUAUUAUUAUUAAGUUAACAGUAUUGGUUGUUAGACAUCAGUAGCUGAUUAGACCUUUAUAGUAUGUAGUAAAGAGAAUGUUCUGGAUAACGUAUUUAUCGAUUAUGAUAAGUAUUUUUGUUCAGAUUAUUCUAAAUAUAAGACGAAGUCGUUAAAGCAAUAAUGUGUAUAUUAUGUAAUAGGAGAUGCUCAAUUAAAGUUUUAAUAGUUGUAUUUGGUGCUUUGUUGAUGUUUAAAUAAAAUGAUAUCCCUUUUAUUACGGGUAGUUUGAAAAAAAAUAAGAAAUAUCAAACAAUGAGAGCAGGUGUAGCAGCUUUAAUUGUGCAAUAUUUGAUUAUAUUUUAGUCUUUAAACAUGCCAAUCAGGCAUAAAUGGCAGGCCCUUUCGGUGCUAUGAAAAGUGGAGUUUGAAAAGAAGUCAAUUAGUGUGGCAGUUAGAUAACGUGAAGGCGAAAUGUUUAUAGACAUUAUCGGCCACUUUGUCUUUGAAAAAGCCUAAAUGAUUUUUUGAAUUUAACAAAAAAAAUGUUAUCUUGAUUUUGUAAGAAUACGGAAAAGCGUGAUGUCAGAAGUAUUAAGCGAUUAGAUAUCAUUUUGUGAACUGAUAGAAUAUUCAUCCAAUAUUCUUUAAAUUAAAGUCUUCCACACGGUUUUAAAAUCAUUUAUAGGAUGAAUUAUAUUGUGCUCAUAAAUUACCGAAACAAUAAUAUUGUAAAAUAAUAUUGUAGUCUAAAAUCCGACAGUAUUGUUUCCUUCGGAAAAAUUAUUAGAUAUUUUGAUAAAAACAUGUCCAAAAGCAUGAGAAUACGAACAUCAAAAACUAUUUCUUUGCUUUGCAAUUAAUUACUCCGAUCUUUCAACUCUCGGCGAAACUUGUUAGAAAACUUUUGUUCCAUAUUCUAGAUGGGCUUUCAAUGCGUAAUCCUUGAUCAAAUGUAUUUUGACCCUCUUUUUCACCUUUAUGAAAGCAGUGACAAAACAUCUGAUCACGGUCAUGGUAUUUUGUGAAGACUUGACUUUAAUAAUUUUUGAUUAUUUGCCCUUUAUGACAAAAUCAAGUUUUUUGUUUCACGGUAUCUUUCUUUUCUUUUUUGGCAAAACGACAGACGUCCGAACAAUGUUUGAAUGUUGAAACAAACGUCAGAAGAUGUUGUGAACUUUAUAAUGGUGGUUAUAAUCGAUUUAAUAUUAUAAGAUUGAAUGCCUUUAUAAAAUGUAUUUACCUGAAA